AUAGUCCAUCCGGUGGCACUGUACAGAAUUCAGGUGGUGUUGCUGAUAGCGGACGUCAGCGAGAUGGUAGGUGUAGUGUUGUAUUGUUUCGUCCCACAUGGACGAUGAAGUUGGCGUAUGGCGAGCGUUCGUGUUGUUUCCAUAACAUGCCUCAAUAGCCGGGUAGUGAGACUCGUAAUUGUUUUGAAUGUUGAUUGCCGUUGCGUGUUGCCUGCGGUGUUUACAGGUUGUCGGCAAUGGUAUCAUUCAAUGUGCGCACCCUAAUUAAUAUGAGAGCAGAAGUCACCAUGUACCUUAGGUGGCUUUUUGCUCAUUAGCCUAGGUACGUUCUCGCCCAUUAAAACUAUUGCUUGAGACACAAAAUCCGCGAAAUCAAUAGAGGUAUGCUAUUUUUCUCAAAGGGACUGGACAUUAUUUUCUGGGGACUAGCUAGGAACUCUGUUGAUGACUCAAACAGUACAAAUUGUGUUGUAGGUUAUCCACCUGGCAAAUAUUUAAUUUACCGAGCAAUUGGAGAUAUUCGUAUACAAUGUGCAGAGUUUUAAUCAGACCACUUGUAAAUUGUAAUUCACUAAAGAGUUUAUAAUUAAGUCUUAAAUGGUCUGCUUGGUUGUAAUAAAAUAACGCGGUGAGACUGACUCAUCUUAUGACGGUUUCUGGAUCUCCAACUACUUUCGACGAGUAAUCAAAUCCUGCAAUUCUUCGCCAACUAGCGUCCCAAGUGGCUAACCAGAAGUCCUUCAAGAGAAAACUUGACAUACUAUUGACACCUCAGGGUAGUUCGCACUAUAACUUGCCGAUUUCUCACUGGCUCGCUAAAUAUGCUUACGUCUACCUGAAGGCUUCGGUGGUCCCCUGCUUCUAGAUACGAAAGUGCAUCAAGCGAAAACUUAUAUCCUGUCCACAAUUAUUUGAACAACUAACCUCACGAUUUAAACAUGUCUCCCCACCUUUAAAACAGUUCACAAAUGCCAUUUGGUAGUUGUCUUAGUUAAAAGCCAUAAGGUCAUUUGAUAAGGGGUCCAAGUUACACAUGCGCUGCAAUACUUGGGCUACAAAGUACAAUCCUAUUUUAACCAUAAUUACUUGUAGCUGUUGCCUCAGCGUGCUAGAUUGUGGUUGUUGAGUCCGAAGACUACAUGUAUUGGGAGUUGCAUGUUAAGUCAUCAACGAAUUGUCGACUUAUCCAUAACGCUUGUCCAUGUGCUUCAUAGAUUGUUUACAUUUAUAUUCUGUCAAGUUGCUCGCGAGUACUUUAAAGCAAACAGGAUGAUUUUUGAAUUUUCUCCCCUAGGUGAAAUUCACGGUAGAUGAGUUGCGUCGGAUGAUGGAUUUUAAGCGGAAUAUCCGCAAUAUGUCCGUUAUAGCACACGUAGAUCAUGGGAAGUCCACACUUACAGAUUCACUUGUCUGCAAGGCCGGCAUUAUUGCUGACUCACGCGCUGGAGAUGCUCGGUUUACAGACACUCGGAAAGACGAACAGGAAAGGUGCAUCACUAUCAAAUCAACAGCCAUCAGCUUAUAUUAUGAAAUGCCUGAUGAAGAUGUCCAGUGCGUUAAAGCGAUUCAACCCAUCGCUGUUAACUCAGAAGGAAAAGAAGAAAAAGGGUUUCUCAUAAACCUCAUAGAUUCACCGGGGCACGUCGAUUUCUCCUCAGAAGUCACUGCAGCCCUUCGUGUAACAGAUGGAGCUCUUGUCGUAGUUGAUUGUGUAUCAGGUGUGUGUGUACAAACCGAAACGGUUUUACGUCAGGCUCUCACAGAACGAAUCAAACCAGUAUUAUUCAUGAAUAAGAUGGAUAUGGCAGUCACAACUCUGAACUGUGACAUGGAAGAACUUUAUCAAAAGUUCCAGAGAGUGAUCGAAAACGUUAACGUCAUAAUUUCAGAGUUUGAAACAUCUAAUAGCACAAUGGGUGAUCUGGCGUUGGAUGUUGUGAAAGGGACUGUAGGUUUCGGUUCCGGUUUGCAAAGUUGGGCGUUCACAUUGAUGACAUUUGCUAGACUUUACUCAAGCAAAUUCGGAAUUGAACCAAGUGUAUUGGUUAAACGUUUUUGGGGUGAUAACUUCUACAACGUUAAAACAAAAAAGUGGACCAAAGAAAAACCAGCUUCUGACGGCGUUCGUGGCUUUAACCAGUUUAUACUGUCACCGAUCUACAAGGUUUUCGAUACUAUCAUGAAGAAAAGUAAGGAAGAACAAGUCGAAUUGCUAACGAAGAUGGGUGUAACGCUAAAUGAAACUGAAAUGUCUCUUCCUGACAAACAACGACUGAAAACAGCAUUACAUAAGUGGCUUCCUGCUGGCGACUCGCUCCUGCAAAUGAUAUGCAUUCAUCUUCCUAGUCCUGUCACUUCACAGCAGUACAGAGUAGAAAUGCUUUACGAAGGACCUAUGGAAGAUGAAGCAGCUAUUGCAAUGAAAAACUGCGAUCAGAAUGGUCCAGUCAUGAUGUACAUUAGUAAAAUGGUGCCGACUUCAGAUAAAGGUAGGUUUUAUGCAUUUGGUCGUGUGUUCUCUGGUACAAUCGGGACAGGACAAAAAGUAAGAAUAACUGGUCCCAACUACGUUCCAGGGAAAAAAGAGGAUCUUUACGAAAAGUCUAUUCAACGAACUGUACUUAUGAUGGGUCGUUACACAGAAGCAAUUGAGAAUGUUCCUUGUGGAAACAUCUGUGGGUUGGUAGGAGUGGAUCAGUUUAUUGUCAAAACUGGCACCAUUACAACAUUUGCGGGGGCUCAUAACUUGAAGCAAAUGAAAUUUAGUGUCAGUCCUGUAGUCCGCGUUGCAGUUGAAUGUCAAAAUCCUGCCGAUUUGCCAAAACUUCUUGAAGGCUUGAACCGUCUUUCCAAAAGUGAUCCUAUGGUCCAAAUAACGCAAGAGGAGUCGGGUGAACACAUCGUUGCAGGUGCUGGUGAGCUGCAUCUUGAAAUUUGCCUCAAGGAUCUCAAGGAAGAUCAUGCUUGCAUUCCUUUAAAAAUAAGUAAUCCCGUAGUUUCAUAUCGUGAGACAGUAACAGAGGAGUCAAAUCAAACAUGUCUGUCGAAAUCCCCUAACAAACAUAAUCGUCUGUAUAUGCGUGCCUUACCUUUAUCAGAAGAAUUAGCACAGGACAUUGAUGAUGGAAAAAUCACUGCUAAUCAAGACGUAAAAGAUCGUUCUCGUUAUCUAAUAGACAACUACGGAUGGGAUGCUACAGAAGCUAGAAAGUUAUGGUGCUUUGGUCCAGAGAACACAGGACCUAAUGUUGUGGUCGAUACCACUAAGGCAGUUCAAUAUUUAAAUGAAAUAAAAGAUAGCGUUGUCGCUGCGUUCCAGUGGGCAACUAAAGAAGGUGUUCUUUGUCAAGAACACAUGCGUGGAGUCCGUUUCAAUCUCAUAGAUGUAGUACUGCACGCAGAUGCUAUCCACCGUGGAGGUAAUCAAAUCAUCGGUACAGCACGUCGAUGCUUCUAUGCCUCUGUUCUUACUGCCAAACCAUGCUUACUAGAACCAGUUUAUCUGGUAGAAAUCCAAGGACCAGCCACUGCUAUGGGAGGCAUCUACAGUACUUUGAAUCGCAAGAGGGCCAUUACACUUUCAGAAGAACGAAAAACUGACAGUCCAAUGUGUAUUACCAAAGCUUAUAUGCCGGUUAAUGAAUCUUUCGGCUUCACGACUGAUCUUCGUGCUGCAACUGGCGGGCAAGCUUUUCCUCAGUGUGUCUUCGACCACUGGCAAAUUUAUCCUGGUGAUCCUCUCGACGAAAACUCAAAGCCUGGACAGGUAGUUGUGGAAGCGCGAAAACGUAAGGCUCUAAAAGCAGGCGUUCCUCCCUUAGAUAACUUCUUGGAUAAACUAUAACACCUGACCUUGUACAAUGUCUAUUAAUUAAUAAAUUGAUUUCUUCAUUGGCUUGUGAGUUCAUUUACCAACGGUGUUUAGUGUUUGUCCUCAAAGUAUUUUGUUGGUUUUUAGUUCUUGUAAGUGUUGCUUGUUAGGUUUUAUGGUAUCACAUAGUGCUUCUCAAUGCACUCAAGGACAAUACAUUAUAUGUUUUAAUCUCUAAUAGUUACUAACUUUCUUAAAACUAUUCUGCUCCAUUGUCCAGGCGAUAGUUAUAUCUUGUUGGAAAUAUGUCGGUAGGAUGAUAUAAACAUGCCACUUCAGAGCGUACUGCAACUCAAAUGUUUAUGAGGGUUAGGAAAUAAUAUAUACCUUGAUAGGUUUCAGUAUAAUUUUCGAAUGAUCUAUGAUGAUUUGGUGUUGCGUGAGUGGUUACUGGGAUCUUAUGUAGCUUUAACGAUGACUUUCAGUUCGGAGCUUAGUCGCUGGUUAGUGUUAUUUCAUGUCGGUUUGGUUUGUCAUGUACUUUGCGUAAAACGAAUUGGGCGUGAUUCUUCCUUAAUGUGUCUCCAUAAUUGUCAUUUCACAGGUAGUUAAUAGCUGUUGGCUUAUAUGCCCACUCCCAAUCAUCUUGGAAGUCGUGAUUCUUGCGACUGCGUUGUCAAAUUUCCAGGCAGGAAGGAUUUUCAUUUUCGUUCCGAAUGAUAUCGGGAACAGGUUUUGUCGACCUUCAAGUUUUAUCAGCUUUUCUGUGUAUAAGCUAGUCGAGUGAUACAGCUCUUGAUAACUCAUUCAUUUGCUAAGUAUGCAUCCUAUGAACCGUUGCUUAAGGGUGAGAAACAACACGGUUCCCUAAAUCGAAGUAGGCGGUAGGGUUGGCCGUGUCGAAAAUCGAGUGCUAGUCUGUGUCUAAUUCUUAUCCCUGGCUGGUCAGGUUAUCAAGACAAGGCAUAAGAUAGUGGUCGGCCGUCUACGGUCUUUCAUGUAAGUUUCUAGAAUCCCUACUCUUACUCAUCUGUCGAAUAUCUGUCAUCAAUGUGUAUGAAAAGUAUUAUAUGCAGAAAUUAGGACUUGAAGGAUAGUAGAUACUUAGUGCGAUCGUGUUGUAUGGCUGCAUUUUUCGAAAUGAGUGAUAAUAGAAGUUGUACCCAGUGACAAUCUGAUUGGGAAAAGGUGGGCUCUGAUAUCUCGUGUAGUCAUACAAGGGUGUCUAUGGAGAAAUAAACGGGGUUUUCGGGUGUUGCAUUUUGAUGUCCUGUGAAUUCAGUGACUUGAAUGACUUCAGGGAGACGCAUUUUGACCAAACAAGUUCCUCUCAUUUUAGCGUCAACCCAGUUGAUGUAGUACAUCAAAGUCUGCGUGGACUGGGUAAGAUAAGUAGCUGUCGUAACCGAUGUUAAUUUCACAAAAUAAUCCUCGGUAUUGAACAUGGAUUGUCUGCAAGUGCCCUUGGGUGUCAGGCAGUUGUAAAAGGUACAUUGAACCGUCCACAUUCCUGGUUAUCAAGUCAAGCAUUUUGAAAAUCGGGUUUGUUUAUAAAAAACGGCAUCCGCCGGAACCAGUUCCGAGUUUGAUAUUUCACAGUGUGUUAACUGUUUCCUAGGCAUCUUGCAUCCUAAUAGUUUCCGUUACUUUGUUGGUAAAAUCCAAAUUCAUUUCAAUAUGAUUUUUAGGAUCGCAAUUCGAACCUCGAUUAAUAGUCAGCUCACAAUCAAACGAUAGCAAGUGUUGGUUUGGGCGUAGAAGGGCAAUUGUGUUUAUGUCAGAAUAUUUAUUACAUGUAGGGAUGAUUCGCCUUCAAUGAAGGGUGUAGUUUGUGACUACGGACUUCAUUUUAAAGUGCCUAUUCAAGAUUUGAACCGAUUGAUAACUAUAAGACAGGACUUAUGUAAAAUCUGGUAUAAUCCAAUCGAUACUUUUAUAGUCAUAAGAAAUAAUUGCUGUUGUCUAAAACUGUUCUUAAUGAAUCAAAUCACUCAAUAAAUGUAAUGCUCAAUUACCUGUCGUGUUUUUUUAUCAUCAACCACAUAAGUCUGGUUCAUACUAUGGAUUAGGUUGAUCAUUAAGUAAUUCCUCAUGGUCAGUCAGUUGCGCUUUUUUUCUUACAGUGAGUGAUUCAUGUAUUGAUGACUGAUUUAGUUGUCUCCACAGGAAUACGAAGCUAAGUAGUCGAUUUGUUCGCUAAUAACUGGAGAAACUGGUGGACCUAGGAAAGUAAAGUAGAGAUGCUACCUAGUGUCGAGACCUAAAGGUUGGGGUUAGAUCCUCGGUGGAGCAGUGGAUACCCACUGUCAGGGAGUUCUAUACUAGGGUGAAACAGCUGUUGUGUAAAUACAGGCAUUCCGUAAUGUGAAGUUAACAAUCUCGCCAACUACCUUACACUGUUAACGUUGUUUAAAGACUUGAAUUGAAAGAUAAUUAUGUAAUUAAGUAAAUAUUUCUGACAACGCAGAAUUCCGUGUGGCUACACUGGGAAACUAGUACCUACCAAUAGUUAUAAAGUGUGAAAUUUCAACACUGAUUGGUUCUCUUUGCAUGACAAUAUCAUAUAUAGCUGAUAAUCCUGUGAACUUUUUAGAAGAUAGGUGAUACUGUUGAAUAUUCAUCCAGUUAUUUGUUGAAGAAUUUCACGUCAAACGCAGUACAUUUUUUAGAGUAAACGGUGCUUACUUAAUGUGCCGUACAGUCACUAAUGUUUAACCCAGUCCUCCACUUGUUGAUUCGCAGAUUCAGGACCGAACUCCAGUUUUUUAAAGCAAUUAGUUCUUCUGGUAAUUUUGGACAAUGUAAUAAGAAGACGACAAUUAUCAGAACUGAAGUUUUUGUUGUUUCUGAGUUAGGUACUUCUUGAUUUAUUAGAAUGAAAUAUCUUAAUGUAGUGGACGAGAACACUAGUGAGGACAACCGAACGUGUCUGAACACAACAUAAAGUAUCUUAGUAAAAUCUGAGAACCAUACAGUAAAUACUUUGCAAAAUGUUAAUCAACUGUCAUAGACUUGAUCGUUCCUCUCAAUUCUCAUUCUAUUCGAUCUUAACCAGCCAUCUCACUUUCGAUUAGUGAUACAUACUGCUUAUAUCUGUCGACAUCAGUAGCACAUACCACAAUAACACUUAAAGAUGCCACUACGCUAUUGAUACACCGUUUGUCAGUGUUCCAGAAGGUGGGCUCGAGCCCCCCACAGAGUUUACAG
This is a messenger RNA of Schistosoma haematobium, 7018 nucleotides long. Its product is annotated as Elongation factor 2. The transcript is spliced from 4 exons. Bases 1325 to 3844 code for a protein of 839 amino acids. The record is from RefSeq and is a predicted model, not a curated record. Gene Ontology annotation, biological process: translational elongation. Gene Ontology annotation, cellular component: cytosol; ribonucleoprotein complex. Gene Ontology annotation, molecular function: translation elongation factor activity; GTP binding; ribosome binding. NCBI's taxonomy places the organism in Eukaryota, Metazoa, Platyhelminthes, Trematoda, Strigeidida, Schistosomatidae.